AUGAAGCUUUCCACCGCCUUUCUAGUAUUCUGUGUGGCUCUGCUCAGUGACUCCGGUAUCGCUUUCUUUGUGAAAUCGGUGGUCAAACCAGCAGUAGAACCCGUGGCUGCCCUUGCCCCAGCUGCAGACGCUGUGGCUGGGGCUGUGCCUAGCUUACCAUCAAGCCACUUGAGCAUCCUGAGGUUCAUCCUGGCCAGCCUGGGCAUCCCAGUGGGUCCUCUCAUAGAGGGUUCCAGGAAGUGCAUCACCGAGCUGGGCCCUGACACUGUGGGGGCUGUGAAGUCACUGCUGGGGGCCCUGACAGUAUUCGGUUGA
This is a messenger RNA of Psammomys obesus (fat sand rat), 315 nucleotides long. RefSeq names its product secretoglobin family 3A member 1 (gene Scgb3a1). Lineage: Eukaryota; Metazoa; Chordata; Mammalia; Rodentia; Muridae. The record is from RefSeq and is a predicted model, not a curated record. Gene Ontology annotation, biological process: positive regulation of myoblast fusion. The coding region runs from base 1 to 315 and encodes 104 amino acids. The transcript has 3 exons.